AUGACACAACCGCCACGAGCCGAAGAUGCGCCAGCUUCUCAAUGCCGGUUUAGCGCAACCCAGCCGCUAGACCGACUUCGAGGCCUUCUUCCCGCUAUCUUUGCUAAGCCUGAUGUCAAACUAGAGAUCGACCCUAUUCCUAGAACGAACGUUGACCGCCGUCGAUCAUCAUGUGUCGCCGCUUCCCUCGAUCAAGAUGAGACUCUGCCUGAGAAGAUUUCCACGCAGCAGGAACACGGGAUUGGUGUGUCAGAAACCGUCGCCAGGGAUGAGACAGUCCUCUACCUCGCGUACGGGUCAAACUUAGCUUCCAAGACUUUCCGCGGAAUGCGCGGCAUAAAACCGCUGUCGCAGAUUUCUGUGUUAGUCCCCGAACUCCGUCUCACCUUCGAUCUACCGGGAGUACCGUAUGCAGAGCCCUGUUUCGCAGGCACACAAUACAGAGACAUCUCUCCUCCAACAGACGACGAGACCGAACUCCAAGACAACGAGACUGAACUUCAAGACGAUGAGACGGAUUUGUUGGACAGUGAGUAUCUGUCAGAGAAGGCUGUGCUCAUAACUCGAACACGGCAGGUGGAGGUAGCCUCGACCUGUGAUAAGCGUCAAUGGCACAAACCUCUAGUCGGAGUUGUUUACGAAGUCACGCUAGCCGACUACGCGAAGAUCAUCGCCACGGAGGGCGGUGGUCGUGGAUAUCUUGACCGUGUCAUCGAUUGUCAUCCCUUCCCUCCUUCGUACAACCCCUCCGACCCCGUACCGGAUUACCCCAGCACACCAGCUUUCAAGGCACGCACUCUGCUUUCACCAGCUGCGGACAAUGCCCGCUUGAAACUGCUAUCUCAGAAAGACGAUGUCGUGCCGCUACCUAGUGGUCCAAAGCCGUCAUGGUGGUAUACCGUCUGCUUGCAUUUCCGGCCGGAUCCUAAUUACGCUCAGCCCUCUGCCCGCUACCUUGGGCUGAUCAAGACCGGCGCUGCGGAACAUGAUUUGCCUGUUUCAUAUCAGGAAUAUCUCGCACAGAUCAAGCCUUAUCGUAUCACAACUAUGCACCAGAAGAUUGGGAAGGCGAUCUUCCUAGUUCUGUGGGCGCCUUCUUUGAUUUUGACCAUGUCAUUAUCCAGGAUAUGCGCCGGUCCUGAUGGUCGUAGUCCACCAUGGCUAGUGGCUCUGGCCAAUUCCGUUUUCUCGGGUAUGUGGACUAGUUAUGACUGUUUCUUCGCUCGUAUAUUUGGGGAUGGCGAGCGGGGUUUAGAUGAUACCCGGGCCUGA
This is a messenger RNA of Penicillium coprophilum, 1272 nucleotides long. RefSeq lists its product as uncharacterized. The record is from RefSeq and is a predicted model, not a curated record. Bases 1 to 1272 code for a protein of 423 amino acids. The transcript has a single exon. Gene Ontology annotation, molecular function: gamma-glutamylcyclotransferase activity. NCBI's taxonomy places the organism in Eukaryota, Fungi, Ascomycota, Eurotiomycetes, Eurotiales, Aspergillaceae.